Sinocyclocheilus anshuiensis is the source of this 1212-nucleotide messenger RNA. Its product is annotated as SLP adapter and CSK-interacting membrane protein-like. The transcript has 6 exons. NCBI's taxonomy places the organism in Eukaryota, Metazoa, Chordata, Actinopteri, Cypriniformes, Cyprinidae. The coding region runs from base 303 to 770 and encodes 155 amino acids. Gene Ontology annotation, cellular component: membrane; immunological synapse; tetraspanin-enriched microdomain. The record is from RefSeq and is a predicted model, not a curated record.
UCCACUACUAAAAAAAACCACACAUGUAUAAUUGACUGACAACACACGUCUGAGUCACAUAGAGACCUACAGCUUAUGUGGAAAGACGGCUGGGCAGAGAGAUCUGCAAGUUCUGAAGAAUUUAAUCAUAUAUUUAAAAUUCCCAGAUGUUUGCGACACUUCUAUAAUUGCCAUUUUCCAGAUCAUGUGCAAGGCUGAUGUGAUCUAUACUGAAGACCAAGGAAACACAGCUGACUGGAAAAUAAGAAACUUCAAGCAUGUGCCUGAACAGUGCUGAAAAGAAGAAGUAGCAGGAGUUUCAAAUGGAGUUUUUACGUCAGUACUUCUGGCCAUCAUUACUUCUGGCCAUCAUUCUGGUGUCUCUGGUGAUAGUAAUGAUUUUCAUAAUCAUCAAUGUUUGCAUCAGUAAAAGAGCUGCUUGGUACAGUACACAAGCAAGACCAAAUCAUUAUAAUGACACACAUUUUAAAAAGCAGAACAACCAAGUUCAUCACAAAGACCUUGAGAAUGAGAAACCACCCUUACCUCCCAGGGAUCAGUUCAAAUCCAUGCAUUCUGUGGAUCAGAGUUAUGAGGAUUUGGAGCCCGUGUCAGACUAUGUGGAGGUUGAGGAUGAGUCAAAUCCCCCUGCGCCCCAACAACCCACCUUCACGCCACACUAUGCCACCAUCGAGACUAAAAGUCAAGACCAAGACGCUGUCUCUGAGGAUUAUGAUGAUGUUGAAAUCCCUGCUAACGAUGACAGUGAGGAUGAUGAUGACAUAGGAUAAAAGACAGGAACCAUUACUUUCCCUUCAGCUGGACACAUGAGCGGACCCAGAAAUCAACUAUAUGUUUCCUACAAACUACUAUUGUACAUUAUUUGAGCAGAAACAAGUUCUAAUAGCAUGUAAACUAAUACAAGUGUGUUUACUUUCAUAUAAACCAAUCUUUCACUUCCCAUUGUUAGAAAUGCAAUACAUCUUCCAAAAAUGUCAUUUGAUUUGUCAUUUUCUGUUGAAGCACCACGAGACAUUUGUGUGGAAGAGAUUAUGCAAGUUCAAAGGAUGUUGAGAAAUGAGAAAUAUCUAAAUAUAUAUAUUACAUCGUAUACUUAUAAAUGAUGCUUGCACUUGCAAAUUUCAUGUCUGAUACUACAGUAUACGUUAUUUUUUAUUCCUGUGAAUCUAUAACAAAAAGCUUUUUGGAAAAGAAAAACAACACACAAACAAG